CACCGCCCCCGCUCUCCCGCGCCGCGUUUCCCGGACGCGUCCUGCUCCCGCCAUGGCGCUGCUGGGUCGGGUUUCCUUUGCUCGAGGUCGCGGUCCUCAGCGGUUUUUCAGUUAUGGAACGGAAAUACUAUAUCAAAGCAGUGAUGCUUUUCAAUCUAAAUUCUUUCCACCUCUUCAAAAAGCGAUGCUACCACCUAACAGUUUCCAGGGGAAAGUAGCUUUCAUUACCGGGGGAGGCACUGGCCUUGGCCGAGGAAUGACCAGUCUCCUGUCCAGCCUGGGCGCUCAGUGUGUGAUAGCCAGCCGAAAGAUGGAUGUUUUGAGAGCCACUGCAGAGCACAUUUCAUCUCAGACUGGAAACAAGGUUCAUGCAGUUCAGUGUGAUGUUCGGGAUCCUGACAUGGUCCACAAGGCAGUGUCGGAGCUGAUCACAGUGGCCGGCCACCCUGAUAUUGUGAUAAACAACGCAGCAGGGAAUUUCAUUUCUCCCAGCGAGAGGCUGUCUGCUAACGCGUGGAGAACCAUCACCGACAUAGUUCUGAAUGGCACGGCCUUCGUGACCCUGGAAAUUGGGAAGCAACUAAUUAAAGCACAGAAAGGAGCAGCGUUUCUUGCAAUCACCACCAUCUAUGCGGAGAGCGGCUCGGGCUUUGUGGUGCCCAGUGCUUCUGCCAAAGCGGGAGUGGAAGCCCUGCACAAGUCUCUUGCAGCCGAAUGGGGUAGAUACGGAAUGCGGUUCAACGUGAUCCAACCAGGGCCUAUAAAAACCAAAGGUGCCUUUAGCCGUUUGGACCCGAUGGGAACAUUCGAGAAAGAAAUGGUCCACCGAAUCCCCUGUGGGCGGCUGGGGACCGUGGAGGAGAUUGCCAACCUCGCCACUUUCCUGUGCAGCGAUUAUGCCUCUUGGAUCAAUGGGGCUGUCAUUAGAUUUGAUGGUGGAGAAGAAGUAUUUAUUUCAGGGGAAUUCAACAACCUGAUGAAGGUCACCAAGGAGCAGUGGGACAUCAUGGAAGGACUGAUCAGGAAGACAAAGGGCUCCUAAGACACUCUGGCUUUCAUCUUGGUUCCCAUAGAAACAACACAAACUGACUAUAAUCUCUUGAA
Molecule: messenger RNA, 1104 nt
Organism: Molossus molossus (Pallas's mastiff bat)
Lineage: Eukaryota; Metazoa; Chordata; Mammalia; Chiroptera; Molossidae
Gene: DECR1
Product: 2,4-dienoyl-CoA reductase 1
Exons: 10
Coding region: 53-1042 (329 amino acids)
Biological process (GO): fatty acid beta-oxidation
Cellular component (GO): mitochondrion
Molecular function (GO): 2,4-dienoyl-CoA reductase (NADPH) activity
Source: RefSeq, a predicted model, not a curated record